Messenger RNA from Cryphonectria parasitica EP155, 555 nucleotides. Its product is annotated as Aldo/keto reductase. The coding region runs from base 1 to 555 and encodes 184 amino acids. The transcript has 3 exons. NCBI's taxonomy places the organism in Eukaryota, Fungi, Ascomycota, Sordariomycetes, Diaporthales, Cryphonectriaceae. The record is from RefSeq and is a predicted model, not a curated record.
AUGCGUUCUACGAAAACCGCCCUAAGCCCGCGGCUGCAACGCUGCCUGUUGGGUCUGAUCGGGCCUGCGGUCGAGCAGCCGCAGUACAACCUCCUCGAGCGGGAGAAGGUGGAGCGCGAGUUCAGAUGGCUAUAUACGGCGCACGGGACCGGCCUGACAACCUUUGCGCCACUGAAGAUAGGCAUCCUGACGGGCAAAUAUAAUGAUGUGACGAAGCCACCGGCUGGGAGCAGGAUGGCUGAGAGCAGUGGGGUGGUGGCAAAGCAUCUGUCUAAGACGUUUGGAGACGAGACGUGGAUAAGCCGGCUCGCCGUCGUCGCAGGUCUCAAACCCAUUGCUGAAGAGCUUGGCUGCACCUUAGCCCAGCUGUCUUUGGCUCGGAUCUUGAUGAAUCCACAGGUAUCUGCACCGCUCUUGGGAGCAUCUCGCCCCGAGCAGGUGCGAGAGAAUCUGGGGGCGCUGGAGGUGAAGGCCAAGUUGACGGCAGAGGUCAUGGACAGGAUUGAAGGGGUGGUGAAGAACAAGCCGAAAGUAGAACCGCUGCGAUUCGGCUGA